Messenger RNA from Capsaspora owczarzaki ATCC 30864, 2355 nucleotides. RefSeq lists its product as hypothetical. The transcript is spliced from 2 exons. Gene Ontology annotation, molecular function: palmitoyltransferase activity; protein binding. NCBI's taxonomy places the organism in Eukaryota, Filasterea, Ministeriida, Capsasporidae. The record is from RefSeq and is a predicted model, not a curated record. Bases 1 to 2355 code for a protein of 784 amino acids.
AUGGGCAUGGGCAUGAGCAUGGCUGCUGCUGGUGGUGGUGGCCUGCUCGGUGGGCCCAGCGACUCCCCGCUUGUCAGCUUGAAUCCCGCGCUCAAUUCGUUCGCGCCGACCGGCAGGGACCCUGCUGAGGACAGCGACCCGUUCGCCAUCUUCCGCAAGCCGAGCGCGUUUGCUGUGCUUGACGAUCCCUUCGCUGCCAUCGCUGCACCGACCUCGUCGACCAAGUUCGCUGCUGGCCCGCGGAUUCUCGGCGCUCGGACGGCGGCCGGUCUGUGCGCGCUGCACUGGGCUGCGCUGGGCGAGCAUGUGGAAGUACUUGAGUUCAUCCUGUCGUACUCGACCGAAGGGCCCAAUGCCAUCCCUGCCUCAGCAACUGCUGCUGCAACGGACAUGGGCAAUAGCAGCAGCAGCAGCAGCAACAACAACAACAGUGAUGCCUCAUCGAACGGUGCCAAGGUCGUCUCGUUGGUCGACACGGUCGAGCCGUGGAUGCUCGAACUCGCUCCCGAGCUUGCUGCAGCGUUCGCACAAGCCCCGCCGACGCAGGCAUCCGCGCCACAUCCCGGCCAUCGUGGUGCUGCCGCCGGUGGUGCUGCUGCUGCUGCCAACCCAUACGCAUUCAGCGUCGAUGAUCGCAUUCCGGAUGGAUCCACAGCGCUGCAUUUGGCCUGCAAAGGCGGCUCGGGCCCCAUCAUCCACAGUCUGCUCGUGCAUGGCGCCGACCCGUACCUGCUCGAUGGCAAAGGGUUUAACACGCUCCAUCUCGCGGCUCAGCGCGGCCACAUUGUCGUGACGCAAUUCCUGCUGCACAACGUUGCGCUCGAUGUCAACACCCGCGACAAGGAGGGUCGCACGCCGCUCAUGUGGGCCGUCUUCAACAAGGUGGACAUGGCCAUGGUGUCCAUGCUCAUGAAGGAAGGCGCCCAGGUGAACGCCACCGACAUGAACAACUCGACCGCGUUGCACCUGGCGGCGCGCUCGGGCAACAGUGCCGCAUGGCGCGCUCUGCUCGAGGCGAAGGCCACCAUGGGUCACGACUCGCGCAAAAUGACGCCGUUGCAGCGUGCAGAAGAGGCUGGCCAUGGCUCGCUGAUUGAGUACUAUGAGCAAAACCGCGCAGCCUCCUCCUCCAAGCGCAAGACCAUCCCCGAAGCCCGCAAAAAGCUCUACCAAAAGUAUGGCAGUGUGAUUGGCCUGCCAGUCGUGCUGUUCGUCGUGUCCGCUCUUCCCCUGUGGCAAGGCCUCAUCUUGCUGGCGUUGCUCGGCUUUCUCUUUGGACGCGUGUCGCCAAUGCUGCAGCUCGCGAACGGCGGUGGGCUCAACACGGGAUUGGUGUCGCUUGGCCACACUGCCUACUGGACGGCAGUGGUGCUCUAUUUCGCCAUUGGUGUCUACGACAAUGGCGUUGCCCUCCGCGUGCACGGCAUUUUUAUUGCGACUUGCGCCGUCCUGCUGUACUUUUGGUGGCGCGUCGUCACGACCGAUCCCGGUGUCAUCCAGCCAAAGACCCAUGGCGCAGACCCGAGCGACAGCCGGCGUCAGCUGUUGCGUCAACUCUUGGUCGAAAACGUCUCGGACCGGCAAUUCUGCGCCACCUGCUCGGUGCGCAAGCCUCUUCGUUCAAAGCACUGCGCCGUGUGCAACGUCUGUGUCGCACGGUUUGACCACCAUUGCCCGUGGAUUGGUGUGUGCGUGGGCGCCAAAAACCAUCGCUACUUUGUCCUGUUUGUCACGUUUUUGCUGGCAUGCACAAGCUGGUUUGUCUACAUGAUUGGCGCCUACACGCAGCAUCGGAUGGCGCAACUGCCUCCUGUCCAGCUGGAUUGGCACUGGCUUGUUCCCCCUGGUGUCGAGUUUUUGUGGCGCUCGUUCAACAUUGCACCCAGCCUGAUCUACUUUGCCGUCUUUACCAUGAUUUUUGUUGCCUUUGUGCUGACCGUCUGCGUCACGCAAUUCCGACAAAUCUUCAUGAACUUGACCACCAACGAGAUGGCCAACUUUGGCCGCUACGCGUACUUGCAGCGUGUCAAGUCGGCGCAAGAACUGACCGUUGAGCGUGCCAAGGCCACGGCCGAACUGCAGGCUGAGCGUCGCAAACAGGCUGCUGCCGACAAGAAGAAGCCAGUGGACGCCGAGGCCGCUGCCGCCGACGCCGACACUGCCGCUGCGGAAGCCGCAUCGAGCGUUGCCACUGUCGCCUACUUUAAUCCGUUUGACGCGGGUCCGCUUCGCAAUCUUCUCGAGUUCUUCGGUGCUGGAGGCAACGCAAAGUAUUCUUGGGAUGCUAUUUAUGAUGUUCCCGAGCACCUCAAGCCCCGCUUGACGGCUGGCGAGUUGUCCGUGAUCAUUGCUUGA